UACACUCACUUUCAUCCUCCUCAGCUACAAAUUUUAACUAACAAUGACUACUCCACCUGUAGCUUUGGUCUCCAAAUGCACCAUUUUCCCGUCGGAAAAAUCGUCACUUCCCGAUCUGAAACUCUCCGUUUCCGAUCUUCCUAUGCUCUCUGUUCACUACAUUCAGAAAGGUUGUUUAUUCACUCGUCCACCUUUUCCGAUACCUCAACUCGUUUCCCUUCUUAAAAUCAAUCUAUCUCAUACUCUCACUCGCUUCCCUCCACUCGCGGGACGGUUUGUCACAGAUUCAGAUGGCUACGUAUACAUUACCUGCAACGACGAUGGUGUUGAUUUUGUUCAUGCUACAGCUACACACAUUUGUAUUCGCGAUGUGAUAGGUUCUAUUGAUGUUCCUCAUUGUGUUAACGAGUUUUUCCCUUUCGACCGAACGGUUAGCUAUCGAGGACAUUUUAUCCCUCUUCUAGCUGUUCAAGUGACGGAAUUAGCUGACGGCGUAUUUAUUGGAUGCGCCGUCAAUCAUUCCGUCACUGACGGGACAUCGUUUUGGAAUUUCUUCAAUACAUUUGCGGAGGUGAGUAGAGGUGUGAAAAGGAUUGUAAGGCAACCUGAUUUUACACGUGAUUCUGUUUUGAUUUCAAAUUCUGUACUGAAACUACCGGCUGAUGGACCGAAAGUUACUUUCGCCGGUGAUGCUCCGUUGAGGGAGAGGAUUUUUAGUUUUAGCAGGGAAUCGAUUCAAAGACUCAAAGCGAAGACGAACAAUCAGAAAUUGAAUUUCGACGGAGGAAUCAACAUUGUUGAAUUGAUUGCAAAACAGAGCAACGAUCACCUGAAAAUCAAAACAGAAACGGCUGAGAUUUCAUCAUUUCAAUCGCUAUGCGCAUUGCUCUGGCGUGCGGUAACACGUGCAAGGAAAUUCCCACCUUCGAAAAUGACUACAUUUAGAAUGGCGGUAAAUUGCCGUCACCGUCUCCAACCGAAGCUAAAUUCGUUGUACUUCGGCAAUGCAAUUCAGAGCAUUCCGAUUUACGCAUCAGCAGGGGAAGUUCUGGCUAAUGAUCUGUACUGGUGUGCGGAGCAAUUGACCAAAAACGUGAACGCGCACGAUGAUAUUAUGGUGAGGAAGUUCGUAGAGGAUUGGGAAAAGGAUCCACGGUGUUUUCCGUUGGGAAAUUUCGAUGGAGCUAUGUUAACCAUGGGAAGCUCGCCGAGAUUUCCAAUGUACGAUAAUGAUUUCGGGUGGGGAAGGCCGGUUGCUGUUCGGAGUGGACGGGCGAAUAAAUUUGACGGAAAAAUAUCAGCUUUUCCGGGGAGAGGAGGAGGAGGAAGUGUGGAUUUGGAGGUGAUUUUGUCGCCGGAAACAAUGGAUGCCCUGGAGUCUGACCCGGAGUUCAUGCAGUAUGUUACUGUGUACUGAAUGUUACUGUAUUACGGCCUCCAUAGUUAAAUAUGGACAAGUAAAAAUAAACAGAACGAGUAAAAUAGUACUUUUUCUAUUUGAUUUUGUAUGAUACAUUUAUUUUUUGAUCGUCAAACAGUUUAAGUUUGACAGAUAAUUUUUACGCAUAAAAUGUUUAAUAUUUUUGAAA
Molecule: messenger RNA, 1589 nt
Organism: Solanum pennellii
Lineage: Eukaryota; Viridiplantae; Streptophyta; Magnoliopsida; Solanales; Solanaceae
Product: BAHD acyltransferase DCR-like
Exons: 1
Coding region: 44-1417 (457 amino acids)
Source: RefSeq, a predicted model, not a curated record